UAGAGAAACAGUGAGAAAUGGAUCCCAAAGUGUAUCAGGCUGCAAAUUCGGGAGACUUCGAUUCCCUGAAGGCAAUAAUUUCAGGAAAUGGAGAGGACCUUUUCUACCAAACAACGCCAAAGGGGAACAACAUUCUGCACCUUGCUGCUCAACACAAGCAGGUGCAUUUCAUCGGACUUGUUCUUCAAUGUCCGUCAGGACCCUCCCUUCUUUGGCAAGUUAACUCUAAAGGAGACACUCCCCUGCACCUUGCUGCUAAAGUGGGAAGCCACCAAGUGGUUCGAGUCUUCACUGACUUGGCGAAAUCACUCCAUUGGGUUGUUGACGACGGACAAGUGGACGCAUGUAAAGAGCUACUUCGGAAGCCGAACUUGCACCAGGAUACCGCGCUGCACUAUGCAAUAAGAGGAUGCCAUAAUUGGGUGGUGCAGUUGCUGAUUGAAGAAGAUCCUCAACUGCGUGAUCUUACUAAUGCUGCCGAUGAAUCCCCGCUUUAUCUUGCAGUAAGAAGAGGAUUUACUUACAUCCCUGAGCUGAAUUUAGGUGCUUUCUCGUCGUCAUCCUCUCAUAAGGGCCCUAAAGGUUUGACAGCUCUGCACGCUGCAGUGUUUCGGUCAUCCACAUGGUUGUUGAAAAUCCUGGAGAAGAGACCAGAAGUGAUCAGAGAAGCCGAUGAUUCGGGGUGGACUCCUCUUCAUUAUGCCGCUAGCGCAGGCAAAGUAGAAGCAGUACGAUUGCUCCUGCGACACGAUACGUCGGUAGCAUAUGUGGUAGACAAAGGGGGGCAAUCGGCUCUUCACAUUGCAGCAUUCCGAGGCCAUGUCAAUGUCAUUGGAGAGCUUCUUAGAUCCUGUCCUGACGCUGGUGACAUAAUGAACACCAAAGGGCAAACGGCACUUCAUGCAGCCGUAAUCGGUGGACGAGUAAAUGUAGUCGAGUACAUACUUGGGAUGCCAAACCUGGAGGAUCUUAUAAACGAACAAGAUGAUGACGGAAACACGGCUCUGCAUUUGGCUGCGCUUCGUAAAAAAUACGAAGCCAUAUACAUGCUUGCGCGAGACAAGAGGGUGGACCGUAUAGCCACAAAUAAGGAUCAUUUGACCGCCAUUGAUAUUUUUUAUGCUCAUAAAGAGGUCGGCUACAGAGCGGCAAAGGUUAGACAUGUGUUGAAAUAUUCUUGUGGAAUCUCAAAUUAUCAAGGCUUGGUUAUUGAAUAUGUGAAGCAGAGGCUAGACAAGCAACAUGCUGAGAGUCAACGCGUUGUGUCUAUGACCACAACCACAGAAAGUAGCAUCGCCAAUCAAGAAAAUCUCGAUUCGUCAAAAAGAAGCAUAGUUGACCUUCAACUACUAGUAGCAGUGCUCAUAGCCACAGUCACCUUCACGGCAGCCUUCACGAUGCCCGGAGGUCAUAACAACGACGGACAUGAUCAAGGAAUGGCGACUCUUGCUGGCAGGGCGGCUUUCCAAGCCUUUGUGAUAUCUAACACCACUGCAUUUGGCUUCUCCAUCCUGGCGAUAUUCUUACAAUUCGAUACUUCUGUGGCUGGUGAAUCUGUGUUCCAACGGAGAUACACCGGCAUGGCGGGAAAUUGCAUUUACAUUGCGAUACUUGGGAUGGUGCUGGCCUUUGCUUGUGGUACGUAUGUUGUAUUGACCAAGACCAUCGGGCUUGGAAUCAUUCCUUAUGUCAUGUCCGGAUGCCUCAUGAUUGCGUACUUUGUUGGUGCUUCCCUUGACCCCGAGUCUGGACACGGGGGACUACGUGGCUAUUUCGGAAAAUAUGUCCGCAACUUCUUGUUUGAUUAUGGGAUACUCUAG
Messenger RNA from Rhodamnia argentea, 1820 nucleotides. RefSeq names its product ankyrin repeat-containing protein At5g02620-like. The transcript is spliced from 3 exons. Gene Ontology annotation, molecular function: protein phosphatase regulator activity; protein phosphatase 1 binding. The record is from RefSeq and is a predicted model, not a curated record. NCBI's taxonomy places the organism in Eukaryota, Viridiplantae, Streptophyta, Magnoliopsida, Myrtales, Myrtaceae. Gene Ontology annotation, cellular component: plasma membrane. Bases 18 to 1820 code for a protein of 600 amino acids.